This is a messenger RNA of Caenorhabditis auriculariae, 1042 nucleotides long. The record is from the annotation of a GenBank genome assembly. Lineage: Eukaryota; Metazoa; Nematoda; Chromadorea; Rhabditida; Rhabditidae.
AUGGCAGCAGCCGGCAGACCGCCCUCAGGCUCUCAGAUCAAAUGCCAAGGCGUCUCCUUUGAUGGUAUUCCGCCACAAAGCGACGCCGUCUUGAUACCUUGUAACCCAACCUGUUUUGUCUUCAUCUUCUCCUUUCUCAAUUGCUCGUUUCAGUACGGUUUAUCGAGUUUGUCCAAGGACGAGCGGCUAUUUUGGCGUUCACAUACUAAAAAUUUAAUGCGGGAGAUUCUUGAGUCUUUAAAUAGUUCAUUCAAAUUGUCUUGUAAUAAUAUUUAAUAAAAUUUCUUACUGAAAUAGUCAGACAGUGCAUGGUAAGAACUUUUUUUCACCAACCUUACAAAAUUUCCCGAAAGAUUUUUUUGUUCACUGAGCAAAUUUUUACUUUAUUUAGUAUAAAACCGCUACAAAAUUCCAUACAAAGUCUUUUCUUGCUUUGAACAUUUUUCAAACCUCUAGUCCAUUUGAUGAAAAAUUUUAAUAAACCCUCUGUUAAGUUAUUGUUCUGUAUAGCCAGUUCGCCAUGAGUAAGGGGCGCAAAAAACUCUUGAGAAGCGAAGAUUCUUGUUUUUGCAUAGAAUGUUACUUAUCGUGCCAAUUACUAAAAAAUAUGCCUUGUUUUCUUCAAUGGCACAAAUCGGCGGUCUUCUCCCACGGCUCUCCUAUUUUUUAAUGGAUAUUUGGAUUGAUUGAAAUAGAUGAAGAUAGUUUUGACUCACUUUUAAAAAAUCGUUUUUUUUUCUUAUGUUUUCGAAACAGUUUUUUUGUACCCCAUUCAUCGCGAGCUUAAGAAAAGCAUAUCACAAAGAAACUUUCAGCUUUUUUUCUCAGCUGCAAAUCUUCUCUUUGUUUUGAUAUUGAUUACUCAGAGUAAAAAGACAAAAACAUAGUCUCUUUUUUUUCGAGUUUUGAAACAGACACCGUGCACUUCUCAUUUUUCCCACACACGGACGGAAUCUCGCCAAAUGAUGCUCGGCUGGACGCCGGCCGAAGGAUAACCUGCGGAGAGGCCGCUCCUCCCGCAGGCAGAUCACGCUUUGAUUGA